GGAGAGUUGAAACUUGGACAAAAAGAUUAACCCACAGCAAAAUUAAAAAUAAAAACAGAAACUUUCUCCCUUUUAUUUCUUUCAUUCUCACACAGACUUGGACUUGCGGAGUGAUUGGUGAGAGUGAAAAGAAAAUUAUACGGGAAUUUUCCAGUAAGAGAGGGAAAGUGGUGGGGAAGAAGAGGGAGAGAAGCUCGUGAAACAUUUUUUUUCUUCUCUCUUUUUCUUUUUGUGGGAGUAAUAGGAGUAAUCUAUUGUUGUGUUAUGCAAGAGAGAAAGGGAGAAGGAAGGGAGAGAGUAUAGAGACAAAUGCCCACCACCAUUAACACUUGUCUCUCAUCUUUCACAUGAGCAUGACCCAUCUCCUCUCUUUCCCCCACCAUUCCUUCCUUCUUCCCCUUCCGCCUUUUCUCCUCCUUCGUCCGCUUCACCGUCAUUUAUUGUCAUCAUUGUUGUUGGGUCUUCGAAAUUUCUAGCCCCAAGAGCGGAGGGAAUCGAAGAGGGGAAAGCAAAUAAGGAGGUGGGUAGUCGGUGGAAUUCGAAAAAAAUUUAACCUCCGGGGUUCAUCCCAGAUGCUAUGCUAUUUCAAUGGGUAAUAAAGACGAGCACCAGCAGAAUCAGCAGCAGUUGGAGAGCGGCAAUGGGGGUGCUCACGGCGGGAGGAGGAGCUGCUGCUGCUGCCCAGGAUGUUCGAUGGCUAUGUCGAGAAUCGACUUCAGUUUUAGAUGUGUUUUCGUUGUGAUCCUUUCUCUGGCACUUGUACUCUCCGGGAUCUUCUGGAUCUUCCCUUUCCAGACACACAAUUCAAAUGGUUUUGAUGCCAAGGAGGCAAUUAAGCUUAGUGCCACUGUACAGGCAUGCUUCAAAAUUCCAAAGCCAGUUUCAGAGGUUGUUCCACACAUUAAUUCAUUAGAAGACGACAUCUUUAAUGAAAUAAGUAUUGAUGAUAUGAAGGUGGCUAUGCUGUCAAUGCAUCAAAAUGGCACUUCCAACUGGACAGAUGGGGUUUUUGGUGUGCUUUCUGAUCAUAUGAAUACUCCUCUGAAUCCAGCACACCUAAGUGUGCUGCGGUCCUCUUUGGUCGACCUCUUCCUGAAGCAGAUGAAUCUCUCCGUGGCAACCUCUGUUUUUGGGCAACCGUAUGAUUUUGAAAUUCUCAAGUUUCCUGGUGGAGUCACUGUAAUUCCUCUCCAGUAUGGCUCGAUUUGGACACCCCGCCAGCCCCUUUUUAAUUUUACCCUCAAUAAUUCAAUCUCUGAGAUCCUUCACAAUUUUGGUGAACUGAGGGACCAGCUGAGGUCGGGAUUGCGUCUCAGGCCAUACGAGAAUCUAUUCUUGCAAAUAACAAACUCAGUCGGUUCCACAAUCAACACCCCAGUUAUAUUGGAGGCCUCAGUCUCAUCAGAGUUCGGAAGUAUUUUGCCACAAAGGUUGAAACAGUUGGCUCAAGCCAUUGCAGAUUCCGAUAGCAAGAAUAAUCUUGGCCUGCAUAACUCAGUCUUUGGUAAGGUGAAGGGUGUUGUUCUGUCAUCCUACUUAAAUCGGACACUGAAUCCAAACACGCCAACUCCUGCCCCUGCUCCAUCUCCUAAGCCCAGUGAUUACGUUGCUGGACCAUCAGCUCUAAUAAACCCUCCAGCUGUCUCUCCAGCUCCCUCCCCACAUAAACAUGCAAGAAAAGGUCCCAAAAGGAAAAGAGCACCUUCCCAUUUUUUCCCUCCUGUAAAUUCUCCUGCACCAACUCCUACUGCUCAUCCUCCUCCGGACCCUUGUCCAUAUCAUGGUCGUAAAGUUAUUCCGCCUAGCAGAUCACCAUCGCCAUCCAAUGAGCAAAAUUUCUUCCAUCCAGAUGCACCUCUUCCAAAGUUGCCCCCAGCCCCGGCUCCUUUACCUGCAGUCUCAUAUGGUCCAACACCCUCAGAAGACUUGGAAUCUCCGUCCCUGGCUCCUGUCCCAUCUGCUCAUUCCGGAUCAUCUUUUGCAGGACAACGGCGGUCAGUCGAGGAGGUGUGGUUGCUGGGAUUAUGGUGCCUUCUGAUCUCUUAUCUUCUUUGUUGGCAUCAUUGAUAGUUGUCGAGCCUGCUCAACAUCAUAAUGCAAGGAGAGACGAUUACCGAAGAGAUCUCAGUAACCAGUUUUGUUUCGAGGGCGAGGAUGGUAGGAAUUUGUGCAACAAAAAGUUGCAGAGUUUCUUUCUUUGUCGGGUAUUCGACAAUGAAACAACCAACAAAAAAACAAGUGUAAAUUCUAUGAAAUAGGGGGGGAGAUAAUGGCAGGUCAAAGCCAAAAGGUGGCAGGCCUCUCUCAUCUUCACUUUGUAGGUUUUGUGGAUGCUGCUACUACUGGAGAAGUCUAUUGUUCCAAAGGGAACAACAGACAGCAAUGUGUGCCAGCCAUAGUUGAAGCUUUCUUUCCCAACUUGGAAAGAAAACAGAACUACUGUGAAGGAAAAGAGUAUUAUUAUGAAUCUAAAGAAGCAGAGCAGAACAUUUGGAUUUGCAGAGUUCCGAGAAAAGAACCAACAAGUUGUUACUAAUGUUUCGUUGCAAGUGUAAAAAUUUCUGUUAGGGGCUGGUUCUUUCCUUUUGAGCAUCUGCAAUCCCAUAUGAAAUGCUAAAAAAAAAGGAGGAAAAAAAAAGUGUAUUGCAGAGUAUUUUUCUUUUCACGUGGUGAUGGUUUUAACUGAUUUAAUCUCCUUUAUAGUCUCAGGCUUCAAAACUUGAGAUGUCACUGCUUGUCAUCGUGGCGAAAUCUGGCUGUGUGACAAUCAGCUUGUUCGUAACAUGUUGAUGUUGG
Messenger RNA from Linum tenue, 2796 nucleotides. The record is from the annotation of a GenBank genome assembly. NCBI's taxonomy places the organism in Eukaryota, Viridiplantae, Streptophyta, Magnoliopsida, Malpighiales, Linaceae.